AGGUUUCUUCUUCGUUUUUGGCUCUCUGCCUCUUGCGAAAACAACAAAGAAACUUUGAUAUUUUUCUUCGAUUGAAUUAGUAAUCAUCAACUCGUCUCUUCUCCUUCAUGAAUUCAUCAUCUUCCAAGCCUCUUUCAUUCUCUCUAAUCUCAGUUGGUCUUACAAAAAACCUUUGCUCAGAGAUUCAACCCACAACCUCAACUUUCUUAGGGUCUCGUAGGGCAUUACGUCGUCGGAAUGGUAGAUCACUAGAUUGGAGAGGCACUGCUCGACGUCGCAGUUUGGAGUUGUAGUCGUACAUAUUUUUUUUGUCAAAACUCAAAACCCUAAUUUUGUAAUGGACCUGACCCAUAAUUGUGUUGUGGAUUUGUAAUUGUAACUGUAUAUUUGUGUAUUGGGCCUGUUGUUUGUUUUUUAUUAGAUUUCAUUUUUGUAAGUCCAUUUUUUUAAUUUGUGGUUUA
Messenger RNA from Arabidopsis thaliana (thale cress), 461 nucleotides. RefSeq lists its product as uncharacterized. Lineage: Eukaryota; Viridiplantae; Streptophyta; Magnoliopsida; Brassicales; Brassicaceae. The record is from RefSeq and is marked reviewed. The transcript is spliced from 2 exons. Bases 108 to 293 code for a protein of 61 amino acids.